AUGGCCGCCAUGGAGAAGCUGAUGCGGGCCUUCGAAGCGCUGCGCUCCUUCCAGCAGCAGCAGCUGCCGCCGCCGCCGCCCCAGCCCAGCCCCGCGCCCGAGGAGCCGCCCGCCCGCCCAAAGAAGGAACUGUCCACCUCCAAGAAAGACCGAGUCAAUCAUUGCCUAACAAUAUGUGAAAACAUCGUGGCUCAGAGUUUAAGAAAUUCUCCAGAAUUCCCCAAGCUGUUGGGGAUCGCCAUGGAACUCUUCCUCCUCUGUAGCGAUGACGCGGAGUCCGAUGUUAGGAUGGUCUCCGAUGAAUGUCUCAAUAAAGUGAUAAAAGCCUUGAUGGAUUCCAGUCUUCCUAGAUUACAAUUGGAACUCUACAAAGAGAUUAAAAAAAACGGUGCUUCCCGGAGUUUGCGGGCUGCUCUGUGGAGAUUUGCGGAACUUGCACACCUUGUUAGACCUCAGAAAUGCAGGCCGUACUUUGUGAACCUCCUGCCCUGCUUAACCCGGGUCAGCCGGCGGCCCGAAGAAUCCGUGCAAGAGACCCUGGCUGCGGCGAUGCCCAAAAUCAUGGCAGCGUUUGGCAACUUCGCAAACGACAGCGACAUCAAGGUUUUAUUGAAAGCUUUCAUAGGUAAUCUUAACUCCAAUUCUCCAACCAUCCGUCGGACGGCGGCCGCAGCCACGGUGAGCAUCUGUCAGCAUUCACGAAGGACGCAAUAUUUUUACACUCGGUUGCUUCAAGUAUUGCUAGGACUGUUGUGUCCCACGGAAGAAGAGCACCCCAGUGUCUUGAUUCUUGGGGUGUUGCUCACCUUGAGGUACCUGAUCCCAUUGCUGCAGCAGCAGGUGAAGGACACCAGCCUGAAGGGCAGCUUCGGGGUCAUCCAGAAAGAAACCGAGAUUUCACCUUCCUUGGAUCAACUCAUCCAGGUGUACGAGCUGAGUCUCCAUUACACUCAGCACCGGGAUCACAACGUCGUCACCGGAUCCCUGGAACUGUUGCAGCAGCUCCUCCGGACGCCUCCCCCCAACCUCCUCUUGGCCCUCACGAUGCGCGGGGGGCUUUUGCAAGCGGGGAGGGCAGCCGAAGAUGAGAUUGCCGCCGCGGCCCGCAGCAAUAGCAUUGUGGAACUGAUUGCUGGAGGGGGGUCUUCCUGCAGCCCUGUUUUUUCCAGAAAACAAAAAGCCAAAGUACUUUCAGGAGAGGAGACCCUGGAAGAGGAUUCCGAAGCCAGGUCUCAAGCCAGCCAGGUGGGCUUUGCAGGGUCUGGGAAAAGCGAGCUAAACAGUGAAUUAACUUCCACGCCGGGCGUCUCGCCCGCGGCCAGCUCGGCCUCCGACCCUCCGGGUUGCGACAUCAUAACGGAGCAACCCCGUUCUCAGCACGUCUUGCAAUCCGAAUCGGAGAUCUCUGCUUGCGAUUUGACGGGCGCGACCCCGAAAGCCGAUACGGACGACGACAUGCUGAGCAGGAGCUCCAGCCAGAUUAGCGCCAUCCAGUCCGAAGUGAACGACGGCACCUCAUCGCCCAUCAGCGACAGCUCUCAGACUACCACCGAAGGGCCGGACUCGGCAGUGACCCCGUCCGAUUUCUCUGAAAUGAUUCUCGAAGGCGGUGAGAACCAAUACUCUGGAAUGCAGAUUGGGCAGCUGCAGGAGGAAGAAGACGAAACAGCCAACGUUCUACACGACGAGACUUUGGAUCCGUUCCGAAAUUCCUGCCUCGAGCUUCAGCGAUCUCAUUUAGCGAAAACUGUGAGCCACAGGAGGGAGCCUUCCAAUGGCAGCAUGGAGAAGUUUGGGCCUAAGGAAGAAACUGAACUGGCUGACCAUGGAAUUAAGCUCUCCAGAAUGAAAGGUGAUAUCGGGGGCUAUAAGGACGGAAGUGCUGCGCCGCUAGUCCACUGCGUUCGCCUCCUGUCGGCCUCUUUUCUGCUCACCGGAGAGAAGGGGGCUCUGGUGCCGGAUAAAGACGUCAGGGUCAGCGUGAAAGCCUUGGCCAUCAGUUGCGUGGGGGCAGCCGUGGCCCUUUACCCGGAAGCUUUCUUCAGCAAACUCUACAAAAUGCCCACUGAAAGUAACAAAGAAGAAAGAGAGCAGUCCGUGAAGGACAUUGUGAAUUAUAUCGACCACGGAGACCCCCAGAUCAGAGGGACAACCGCCAUUUUGUGCGGAACCAUUGUUUAUUCCAUCCUCGUCCAGUCUUGCUUCAGUGUGGAAACUUGGCUGGAAAAUAUAAAAGCGUCCACAGGGACGCUGGUGGAGUGUGUCUCCUUACUACAGAAAAGCCUGAAAGACGAGUCUUCGGUCACGUGCAAAUUGGCUUGCAUAGCUGUGAGGCACUGCAUCAUGAGCUUAUGUGGCAGCAGCCAUAGUUCCUUGGGGUUGCAAUUACUGGUUGACCUCCUUCUCCUGAGGAACAGCUCCUACUGGCUGGUUAGGACGGAGCUUCUGGAAACGGUGGCUGAAAUAGAUUUUCGGUUAAUCCAGUUUUUGGAAGAAAGGGACAGCAAUCUGCAUAGAGGGGAUUAUCAUUACGCUGGGCUGUUAAAACUUCAGGAUCGGGUUCUGAAGGAAGUGGUCAUUUCUCUCCUGGGCGACGAAGAUCCCAGAGUCAGGCGUGUGGCUGCAGCUGCUUUAGUAAGGCUGGUCCCAAAGCUGUUCUAUAGUUGCGACGCAGGGCAGACUGAUCCGGUCGUAGCUCUGGCCAAGGAGCAAAGCAGCGUCUACCUGAAGCUCCUGAUGCACGAAACCCCACCGACUUCCCACUUUGCAGUGAGCACCAUCACCAGAACCUACAGAGGAUACAACCUGAUGCCAAGUCCAGCCGAUGUGACGGUGGAGAACAAUCUUUCCAGAGUGAUCUCGGCCGUGUCCCAUGCGUUGACGACCUCACCCUCCAGAUCCCUGACUUUUGGCUGCUGCGAAGCAUUGUGUCUUUUGUCCUCAUCGUUUCCGGUUUGUACCUGGAAUGUGGGAUGGCACUGUGGUUUUUCUCACCCGGGAGGCAUGGAAGAGUCCCAGGAGAAGAGCGCAGUUGGGAUAGUUGGCUUGCUCCUCUCCCUCCUUUCCUCCGUUUCGUUCCCUCUGGAUCUCUCUGCCCACCAAGACGCCUUGAUCCUGGCUGGGAAUUUGCUGGCAGCCACCGCCUCCAAAUCUUUGCAAAACCCCUGGACGCACAGCGAGGACGAAGCCAGCGUUCCUGCCGCUAAGCAAGAGGACUCGUGGGUGGCCCUGUCAGACCGGACGCUUGCCCUGUUGGUCGAUCACCUGUUUUCCCAUUUGCUGAAGAUCAUUAAUAUUUGUUCCCACAUAUUGGAUGAUGUCGUUCCUGGCCCGACACUAAAGGCGACGUUACCAUCUCUCACCAACCCACCUUCGCUGAGUCCAAUUCGGCGCAAAGCAAAAGAAAAAGAAGUGACGGAGCAAGCCACGGUCGCCAUAAGCCCUAAAAAGACGAGUGAAAACAGCCCAGCUCCGAGACAAAGUGACACUUCAAGCUCCACUCCCCCGAGUAAAUCCUCGUCCACUCUGGGUAACUUCUACCAUCUCCCGUCGUAUCUCAAACUCUACGACGUUCUGAAGGCCACCUAUGCCAACUAUAAGGUUACACUCGAUCUCCAAAACGUCAAUGAAAAGUUUGGUGGAUUCCUGAGAUCAGCUUUGGACGUUCUGUCUCAGAUCUUAGAACUGGCAACUCUACAAGACAUUGGAAAGUACGUGGAAGAAAUUCUGUGUUACCUGAAAUCCUGUUUCAACAAAGAACCAGUCAUGGCAACUGUGUGUGUUCAGCAGUUACUCAAGACCUUGUUUGGCACCAACUUGGCCUCACAGUUUGACAGCUGGUCUUCCAACUCCUGCCGAGCUCAGGCCAAAUGCCAGCGCUUGGGCUCCUCCAGUUUACGGCCGGGCCUUUACCACUGCUGCUUCAUGGCUCCUUACACCCAGUUCACCCAGGCCUUGGCCGACGCGAGUUUGAGGAAUAUGAUGCAGGCCGAGCAGGAACGGGACACCUCAGGCUGGUUUGACAUAUUGCAAAAGGUUUCUGCGCAGCUGAAAACUGGCACCGCGAAUAUGGCCAAGCACCGUGCUGACAAGAAUAUCAUCCACAAUCACAUCCGUCUGUUUGAACCGCUGGUCAUCAAAGCGCUAAAGCAGUACACCACCACUACGUCCGUACAACUGCAGAGACAAGUCUUGGACCUUCUCGCCCAGCUCGUCCAGCUGCGGGUCAACUAUUGUCUUCUGGACUCCGACCAAGUAUUUAUUGGAUUUGUGCUGAAGCAGUUUGAAUACAUUGAAGUCGGCCAAUUCAGGGAAUCAGAGGCCAUUAUUCCUAGCGUCUUUUUCUUCCUGGUGUUGUUGUCUUACGAGCGCUACCACUCCAAGCAGAUCAUUGGAAUCCCUAAAAUUAUUCAGCUCUGUGACGGGAUCAUGGCCAGCGGAAGGAAAGCAGUGACACACGCAAUCCCGGCUCUGCAGCCCAUCGUCCACGACCUCUUCAUCUUAAGAGGAGCAAAUAAAGCUGAUGCCGGCAAAGAAUUAGAAACCCAGAAGGAAGUCGUGGUCUCGAUGUUGUUGCGGCUGAUCCAGUAUCACCAGGUGCUGGAGAUGUUCAUCCUUGUGCUGCAACAGUGUCACCGAGAGAACGAAGAGAAAUGGAAGAGGCUGUCACGACAGGUAGCUGACAUCAUCCUGCCAAUGCUGGCCAAACAACAGAUGCAAAUAGAUUCCCACGAAGCCCUGGGGAUCUUGAAUACCUUGUUUGAGAUCCUGGCGCCUUCCGCCCUGCGCCCGGUGGACAUGCUGCUGAGGAGCAUGUUUGUGACGCCCAGCACCAUGGUAAGGAGGGGGGGGAGAGGCAUCUGGCCAAGAAGCCGCUCAGCGAGAGGGAAGGAGGCCUCGCUGCCCUCG
Pantherophis guttatus is the source of this 4908-nucleotide messenger RNA. NCBI's taxonomy places the organism in Eukaryota, Metazoa, Chordata, Lepidosauria, Squamata, Colubridae. The record is from RefSeq and is a predicted model, not a curated record.